Triticum turgidum subsp. durum (durum wheat) is the source of this 807-nucleotide messenger RNA. NCBI's taxonomy places the organism in Eukaryota, Viridiplantae, Streptophyta, Magnoliopsida, Poales, Poaceae. The record is from the annotation of a GenBank genome assembly.
AUGCACAAAACUUCGAAAGCCACAAAACCUGGGCGGAAAUCAUGGACUACACGUUGGUCAAUAUUGUGCAGGCAACCAGUUGCCACAAUCGAACACAAUAAGCAUCACGGGAGCCUCCUCGUCGUCGGCGAUUCUCCGGCGCCUUUGUCUGGUCAUCUCUGGCUCCUGCCGUGCUCUCUGGUGCUCCUUUGCCUCAUGGAUGGCGCUCCCAUGCCUCGGACGCACGCCCCCUCUCCCCCGAGCUCCAGAUGGGAAGCAGCGGUCCCCCCUCUCCCCCGAGCUCGGGAUCCAUUGCAGCAACGGCAAGAUCGACCCGCGACACCGAUGAUUGGUCGGAGUAUGCAUAUCUUUGGACCCUUCCUCCUUGCGGGCCUCUCCACUAAAGACUGGGAGGCAAGAACCAGCGCCACCGCCAUGUCUGUUGGUGAUGCUCACGCUGGAAACCAGAGUUUGUUGGGUAUGCUUCCAGGAACAUGGGCUUAUGUUAGUGCUGGUGCAUUUGGGAGAUCUAUAAUUGCUGCAAAGAAUCUUGUAGCUGUGGCGGCGGUGACACUUUCAGUUCCUGCUUUCAGGGCACCUACUACAAAUAUACCUUCUGGAUCAGGCAAUGGGGGGAAAGUAAUGGAUACUGGCUACCCAACUGAGCCAACUGCUCCCUUGGUUGAUAAGGCGAAGAAAGCAUGGUGGAUGGCGAAGAGUGGGGGAAGUGGACCUGUCUCUUUGGUUGAAAAAAGGAAAGGAAGUGAGGGGCGUUGGGGGACAACACAAAUGAGAAUGAGCAGCUCUAGAUUUCCUGUGCUCACAUAG